GGUUUGGGGACGCACACCAGUUCAGCAGGAGGCCGGCGACGAGUAUCGGCGACCAGCGCAAGUUCCGCUGAUUUUCUUCUGCAGCCACACCGGCGAUCAGCGCGGGUGGUCAGAAUGAAGGGUCGUAUUGAGGUGAUGCGUUCCCUCUGCAAGGUUUUGGACACAAACUUCGAAGAUAAGUUAAAAGAACUGGGUCAAUGGGAGGAGCUUGACGAGGGAACGAUAGAAUGGAAAACGGUCGAGAGCAGAUUAGAGCGGACGAUACAGACGCUACUUGAGGUCAGAGAUGAGAGAUAUAAGCAGCUGAAAGAGUGUGGGACUAAGGUCAUACAACAGUGGAAAUCAAACGAUGCACCAGCAUCAAGAAUCGUUGAUUUUUCAGAAGCCUUAGCAUUUUAUGAUGCUGCAUCGGCAACAGAGUCAUCCACACAGCUCACUGGAAGCAAAGCUCUCAACAUUGAUUCAAUUAAGAAGAUAAAUAAGGAAAUUCUUUUGCAAAACUCACUAGAGCUGAAGAAAUUGAAAGGAAAGUUUGACAGGCUCAAGAAUAAGUUGUUUUCUCUGAUUCACAAGAACCAUCUUCAGUUGAGUCUGGCGGAUUUUGUUUUUGAAAUGAAAGUUGAGUCGAAUAAAGAUUAUUUUUCUGCACGCAAGAAGUUGAAAGAGGCGAUCUCAAAUGUCAAAGCUCAGGUUGUUAAGAGGAAGGAAAUAAUUAUGAGAACAGAGAUGCUGAAAUUGGCUAUAGAUCAAUCAAUGCCCCUGGCAAAUAUCGAAGGGUUCAUCCAAGUGAUCAAAAGACAGGUGGAUGUGUUGGUUCAGGAUGAAGGGAAACCUUAUAUUUAUGAUUGUGAAGAUAUAAAUUCAAUUCUCGAUAAGCUCCAAUCUAUUGCUUCUGAGAAGAAGGCUCCGCAAAAUUCAGGUUCCAAGCUGAGAAUAAAAGAACUUGUUCCGGAAAAGGGAAUGCAGGAGAAAGCUUCAGGAACCUCAAGAGCAAGUUUUAGUCUGUCUGCUGCUAAUGCGGGUAAGGAAUCUCGAGAGAAGCCCGCAGCAUGUCUGAGAUCAAGCUCAAGGCUCAAGGAGAAGCGAACUCAACCGGAACUGCGAGGAACAAUGAGUCUGUCUGUCCAAGUCCUUCCACAGCAGGAAUCAUCAAGCUCCCAAAGUGGAGAAGAAGAUCACUCAGGGGAAACCUCAAGAGCAAGCUUCAGUCUGUCUGCUGCUAAUGCGAGUAAGGAAUCUCGUGCUGUUGCUCAAAAGAAGCCUGCAGCAGGUCUGGGAUCAAGUUCAAGGCUCAAGGAAACGCAAACUCAACCAGAAAUGCGAAGAAUAACGAGACUGUCUGUCAAGGUCUUCCCACAGCAGGAAUCAUCAUGCACCCAAAUUGGAGAAGUAGAAGAUCACUCAAGGAAAACCUCAAGAGCGAGUUCCAGUCUGUCUGCUGCUAAUGCGGUCAAGGAAUCUGGUGCUGCUGCUCAAAAGAAGCCCGCAGCUGGUCUGAGAUCAAGUUCGAGGCUCAAGGAGAAGCAAGCUCAACCAAAACUGCAAAGAAAGACGAGAGUGUCUGUCCAAGUCUUUCCACAGCAGGAAUCAUCAAGCUCCCAAAGUGGAGAAGAAGAUCACUCAGGGGAAAGCUCGCUGCCUGUUGAACCGCAAUUGAUAGCUUCAUUGCCACCACAUCCAAGGCAGCCCAGGACUCGAAGAGUGGAAAUACCACCUGGUGAAGGAUGACAAAAGCUGACAAGGUCCGCAACUUGAUGGAAGUGAACAUCCAAAAUAAGGGGCCAGGGCUAGGCGUAAGGAAUUAAAAAGCAACAAAAAACAGAGUGAAUCCACCAGAGUGAGUGAAUCGGUAGAAGAGGGGGCAAUAACAUGAAUAACAUACAAGAUCCAGAAGCAAGUCUGUUGUAGGAAUCUUUUGCCAACAAACAGAAGAUUUUGCGCUGUAGGAAUCAUGUAGCGAUCAGAUCAGAUGCAGUAGUCAAAAUUUUGCCAACAGUAGCCAAAAAUUUUCUACUUUUUUUUGUUGCUCGCCUGAUUUUUCACAUAUAUGGUCAGAUGCAGUGGGGAUUUUUUUCGAAA
Aegilops tauschii subsp. strangulata is the source of this 2079-nucleotide messenger RNA. RefSeq lists its product as uncharacterized. The record is from RefSeq and is a predicted model, not a curated record. Lineage: Eukaryota; Viridiplantae; Streptophyta; Magnoliopsida; Poales; Poaceae.